Zychaea mexicana is the source of this 579-nucleotide messenger RNA. RefSeq names its product rho guanine nucleotide exchange factor. The transcript has 2 exons. The annotation marks the transcript as partial. The record is from RefSeq and is a predicted model, not a curated record. Lineage: Eukaryota; Fungi; Mucoromycota; Mucoromycetes; Mucorales; Lichtheimiaceae. Gene Ontology annotation, molecular function: guanyl-nucleotide exchange factor activity.
GAGCUAUACACGACAGAAAAAUCUUAUCAUCGACUGCUCAGAUUGAUCCAGACACGCUACAUGCAACCGAUGAUUGCCGCCUCACAAGAGGCGUCGCCUUUGGUCAAAGAAGGCGACAUACCGGUUCUCUUUCGCCACUUGCCAGAGAUGCUUCAGCUUUCGGGAAAGAUUCUGCAGUGUUUUGAAGACGAACCACUACCACAGGGCCGUUUUCACAACACACCUUCUUUGGUCCGCAUCGGACGAAUGUUUCAGAUGCUCGAGCAGGAAAUGGUGGUGUUCCUGAAAUAUGCCGUUCAUUAUGAGGCGCAUAGCAAACUGAUCCGACGCGCAUGCAGUAAUGUAUUGUUUUUGAAGAUAGAACAAGAAUCUUUAACUCGCAAGGAUACGAAUCGAAUGGGCAUUGCCGAUUAUUUGAUUGCACCUUUUCAACGUGUGCCUCGUUAUUGCCUUCUAAUAAAAGAUUUGAUGAAACAUACCGAUCGUAGCGAUCCGCAAUUUGCAGAGCUGGAUGUCGCAUUGAAAAUGCUGACUGGGUUGACAGUAGCGAUGGACCAUGUACAAAAAACACCUCGAUAA